Molecule: messenger RNA, 756 nt
Organism: Penicillium manginii
Lineage: Eukaryota; Fungi; Ascomycota; Eurotiomycetes; Eurotiales; Aspergillaceae
Product: ubiquinone-binding COQ10-like protein
Exons: 1
Coding region: 1-756 (251 amino acids)
Biological process (GO): ubiquinone biosynthetic process; cellular respiration
Cellular component (GO): mitochondrion
Molecular function (GO): ubiquinone binding
Source: RefSeq, a predicted model, not a curated record
AUGCGACCAACCCGCAACCUGGAUCAUGCGAUCCACCUCCUCAAACCAAGAUCCUUGAAUCUACCCCUCCAAGGAGUGCGCACCAUCAGCACAAUACAACGCACCUCUACCACAAACUCACUCCGCCCAUCACAACCAAGAUGCUUCACACAAACACCCCGACGAACCUUCGGCCUCCCUUCCCUCUCUUCCCUCCUCCCAAAUGGAAGCAAUAACGACUCCCCAAAGCGCGUCUUAACCGCAACCCGAACCCUUCCUUACGCCCCACCAAACCUCUUCAAAGUCAUCUCCUCGGUCGAAUCAUACUCGCAAUUCCUCCCCUUCCUCACUGCGUCGACAGUCACAGCCCGCGACCCCGAAACAGGUCAUCCCACGCAGGCAUUCCUGACCGUCGGCUACGGACCUCUCAGCGAGACAUUCACAUCGCGCGUGGAGUGUAACGUGGAAAAAUUAACCGUUGAAGCGCGGAGCGGUGCUAAAUACGGUGCUGAGAAGGGCAGUGGGAGCAGUGGCGGUGGAUUGAGUGGAUUCUUCCCCGGAGCUAGCGAGGGGAUCUUUGAAUAUCUCUCUACGCGGUGGGAAUUGAUUCCCCUUGAUGCGAAGGGUGGUCUCCCGCAGACGAAGGUCAAUCUGGAAGUGCGGUUUGAAUUUCGCAGCCAGAUGCAUGCUACUGUUAUGGGGGCUGUUGAGGGACAGAUGGCUGGGGUUAUGAUUGAGGCUUUUGAGAAGCGAAUUCAUGAGAUGCAUGGGCGGUGA